Cucurbitaria berberidis CBS 394.84 is the source of this 612-nucleotide messenger RNA. RefSeq lists its product as uncharacterized. NCBI's taxonomy places the organism in Eukaryota, Fungi, Ascomycota, Dothideomycetes, Pleosporales, Cucurbitariaceae. The record is from RefSeq and is a predicted model, not a curated record. The transcript has 2 exons. Bases 1 to 612 code for a protein of 203 amino acids.
AUGCAAGACGACAGGCGAGUUUUGGGCGGUCCGCUUGACGCACUCCUCCUAGUCUCCAAACUCAAUCAGAUCGCUUCGCCCUUCCUGCAGCUGUCGGCAGAGUCAAGGAAUUCCAUUUACGAACAUUACUUCCAGCAGAUCAAGUGGCUCAUCCACAGUGAAGAAGAUGAGCGGCAUCGCGAGCACACUCUACACGUGCCCAGUCUCCUCCUAGUCUGUCGCCAGAUAUACACCGAGACAGCCCUCUUGCCCUACUCGAAAAGCCUUCUCUCCGCAAAUAACUUGACACUCUUCGCAAAGUGGCUUGCCACUCGGUCGAUCCUUCAAGUCAAUUCGAUUACCAGACUAGAGUUACAAUGCAGUCUAGCCCUAAUGGACCACUCAAUAACGCAUCACACCUUGCCCGUUGACAAGCAUGGCACCCUACUACGCUCCUUUCCACGUCUGAAGUAUAUUCAUCUUCAGGUGGAUGUCACCCGCAGAACUCGAUUCGGGGGUCCAACGCACCCAAAUUGCGCUCAGACACAUGUUAACGAUUUGAGGCAAUCUUUCGAAAAGAUUGUUCCUGGCGUGGAGGUCACUGCAGCACACGCCACCGAGGAAGAGACUUAG